Messenger RNA from Phytophthora nicotianae INRA-310, 336 nucleotides. RefSeq lists its product as hypothetical. The record is from RefSeq and is a predicted model, not a curated record. Bases 1 to 336 code for a protein of 111 amino acids. The transcript has a single exon. Lineage: Eukaryota; Oomycota; Peronosporomycetes; Peronosporales; Peronosporaceae.
AUGCUACCCAAGUCGUUGGCGACUGGAUUUUGUGGAGGUGCACAAUUGAUGGAUAUUCUCACGAUUGGAAGAUUUAUAAGAGAACGGGCAACCUUGUUGUUACUUGACCAUUGGAUCACGAAGAAGAUGCAGCUGGAGAGUGUCUUAACCAAGCUCGGACUUAGCCGUGGUGUGAAGCGUGCUCUCUCUGACGACGACUUACACACUUUUACUAUGUACAUUUCAAUGUACAACGAGAAGAACCCAGACAACAAGGUCUCGUUGCUGGAGACUAACUGCACACUAUGGCGGCGAUGUAGUGGCGAAAGAGCUGAUCAUCGCAAAGAUGGACCGUGA